Xyrichtys novacula (pearly razorfish) is the source of this 19212-nucleotide messenger RNA. NCBI's taxonomy places the organism in Eukaryota, Metazoa, Chordata, Actinopteri, Labriformes, Labridae. The record is from the annotation of a GenBank genome assembly.
GCCACUCGUGCCCGCACGGUUAAGGGGUGUGCGCGCGCUCCCGAGUCACCAGGAAAUAUGGCGGCGCUCAUGACUCUCAGUCAGGUAACAACUCUCUACCUCUAAUAAAGUCCCUCGUUUGGAUUAUUAGUACAUUCAAGUGACAGAGAAAGUGGUUUUAUUUUCUAGCAUUAUCCCAGUUCCGUGAGUUUUAGCGAAUAUCGGUCUUUGGGAUCGUAUUAGCAUCAUUUCGGUGUCAGCAAAGUUAACAUGUUAGCUAGGUUAAGUAAGGAUAGCAAAGUUUGUGUGAGCGUUUUAGUUCAGGGGGAGAUUUAAUGCGACGAAGUGAGUCAAUUUGAUUCGGCUGGUGAAGGUAAACAUGGCAAUAACGCGGUUAAUAUUGAAGUAGGUACAAAAACAAACCUUUUGACGGCAGAUUUAAGCUGUAAAUGUUUAGCGGGUCGUAUCGCGUAUGAAGAAACUCAGAUGUGUAAAGCCGACUGUAAAGCUCUUUCUAGUUUUCUGAAAACCUGAUUUUGCCAAUAUAUAAGCUGAAAAACUUAUUUGUAACUCGGUCGGUCACAUAUUUGUUCCCUGUAUGUGCAGUUAUCAAGUGGAAACCCAGCCUAUGACAACUACUACAGACAGGUAAGAUCCAAGUUAAGGUGUGUUUAUUCUCUCUGCCUUUACAGCGACUCAUUCAACAGAGAUUAACUUGUGUUAAAUACAAUCUAUGACUCAAACAGUCUGCUUUAUUCACUCAGUGUUAUGUUUCUUAACCUUUGUAGCUAGAUCCGACAAACACUGGGAAAAUAACAGCUGUCGAUGCAGCUCAGUUUCUCAAAACGUCAGGGCUGUCAGACAGUACCUUAGGAAAGGUGGGUCAUAAUCCUACUCAUGUCAACAUAACACACAUACACACCCCUGUAUUUACUGUACAAACCCCUUUUCUUCUGCUUUUUCAGAUUUGGGAUUUGGCCGAUUCAGAAAGAAAAGGCUAUUUGGAUAAAAGGGUAACAUAACCUCUCCUUUGAAUUUUCUAGACUGCUGAUGUGUGCAGAAAACACCACAUCGCCCUCACUUUGUUCCUCUUUCCUAGGGUUUCUUCAUCGCUCUGAGACUGGUGGCGUCAGCACAAAGUGGAAAUGAUAUCAGCCUCCACAACCUCAACCAAAACUUAGCUGCACCCAAAUUUGUAAGUGAUGAAGUAAUGCGUCUGACAAGUGCAAAUAUCCUAAGAUGCGAUAAGGAUAACUGUAUAUUUAAAAUUGAAAAAGCUAAAUGCAAAUAUUGCCUUUUUUAAUUAUGUUUAUGUUUACUUAUUUUUAAGUGUCUUAUUGUAAUUUUUUUUACAGAGAGACUCUAACAGCCCAUUAUUAAGUGUUUCAACUACAGGACCUGAUUCUCAGUGGGCAGUCAGGGUGAGUCAAUACCAAUUUUAAGAUUUUUUAAAAAUUGUUUUUGCAGAUUUUCAAAAUUUCAGCUUGUCAUUAAAACUUAAGUUUCCUCUCUCCAACAGGCUGAUGAAAAAGGGAAGUUUGAGGGCAUUUUUGAGAGCCUAUCUCCUGUAAAUGGUCUCCUCUCAGGUGAUAAAGUCAGGCCAGUUUUAAUCAACUCCAAACUACCUCUGGAUAUACUGGGAAAGGUGAUAUAUUAUGUUAGAUUUACACAGCAUAGUUCAAAGUGAUUAAGACAUGCUCAUUAGGAAUGACCUUUUUUUCCUAGAUUUGGGAUCUUAGUGAUGUGGAUAAAGAUGGACAGCUGGACAAAGAUGAAUUCACAGUGGUAAGCUUGUUUCUGCUGUUGCUGUGAAAAGCAACAAAACUAACAGAUAAUGUUAUUCACUAUUAUAUGAUUUGAUGUCCCAUAUUUUAGGCAAUGCAUCUUGUGUAUCGUGCCAUGGAGAAGGAGCCUGUCCCUGCCACCUUACCCACAUCUCUCAUUCCCCCAUCUAAAAGGAAAAAGACAGCAGGUACACUACCAGGUGCUGUGGCUGUGCUCCCUGCUCUGUCUGGGCUUUCUGGUGGCCCGAUUCCUCUCAAAGAUACCCUGCGAAGCACUCCUCCUCUGGGUGGCACAGCCCUCCUAAGCAACAGUACUGUCAACCUCUCUCCAAAACACUCCUUCAAAUCCAGCACUCCGGUACGUUGAUUUACUUCUCUUUCUGUUUCACAGGCCACAUCUUGGUCGUGGUUAGACUAAUUGUAACCUACUAAGAAAGACCUUUGUGAAAUAGAUCUUCCUUGGCCAACGUUGUUUGCCCAUGGAGAUGUUUCUACAUUUUCAGAUAUGCAUCCAUGUAAAAACACAGUCCAUAAAAUGCCUUGGAUCAUUAAGAGCCUGUGUACUGGCAUAGCUCAUCUUGCAGAUUUUGCUUUGACUUCCUGUUUUAUGAAACUCUCAGCACUGCUCAGCUGGCAGAGCAUUACAGCUGAACAAACAAAACCCGGCACAAGAAGUUACUGGUUCAGAAAGUGUUCUGAGUCGAUGUCAUCAUAUUAUUGAUUCAAUAUUAGAGCAAAAUAAACACAAAUCGAAAAGGUUAUGUAUGUUCCAGCUGUGAGAUUCACUGUAUUGGCUUUUACAUGCAUAAUUAGAGACUUGUCUGUUUUAAAUAGUUUUAAAACCCUCAAAAUCAGUUUUACUCUUAACCAAAACAUGAUAUGAAAAUAUUUAAAUGUGAUGAAAGUUGAUGGAUAAUAUAUAUGUAUCAGUUAGGAUCCAAAUAAACUCCUGGGAAAAUAUUCUACACCACUUUUACCAUCAUCUGUUUGAUUGAUGAGUCUUGUUUUUGUCCAGAGGAGAGGAAAAAACCUAACGGGAUGUUUAGCACAUUAUCUUUCAGUACUAGUUUCACACAGCUGCCAAAAAAGUGAAUUCUUCCUUUAAGUGCAUCGUCUUAUCGAUGAGGGUGAUCGUGGGUUUUAUGAAAUGUACACUACCCAAAUGUGGCUCCUUGUUGUAGAGUAUAAUGAUGUGAAAAACAACAAUCUAGAGGGAAAAAUCCAUACAUUUCGUUUUCCCUCACUCUUCCCUCAGAAAAGGUGCCCAGCCUUUGAAGAAACCCGCAUUACAUGUAUUGAUUCUUCCUCUUCUCUGAUGGGUGGACUUGUUUUUCCACAUUGUUUUGAGCCUCGUGCACAGCCCGGUUUGUUUCUCUCUACCUCGUUGUACCUGCAGGGAUUUUUCAUCUGUGACUUUUAGAGGAACAGGUUUCCUUGAACGGGAAGGGGAGCAAGACUGUUCAUACUUGUACCACGAUCCCCUGUAGGGCUGUCAAACCAUUUUUGUGUUGUUCCCUAUUUUUUUAAUAAAUGCCAAUUCUCACCCCUCUAAUUCUUCCACUUCUCCAAAUUCACUUUUUUUUUUGUUAAUUAUCUGUUCAGACGAUGAAAUUUUCUUGCCUGUGUGCUAUUUUUUUUUCAUGUUUUUGAUAUUACUCACUAGUCAGGACAUAUUUUUCUCAUAAGUCACCAAUUCCAGGCUGUUUGUAUUUGAAACAGUGCGUUAUAUAAUUCCACCACUACCCUUUGCAUUUGAGGUUUAACCUGCAGCUGUUUUCCCUUUCCAAAACCACAUGAAUGUUUCCUUUUGUUUGUUGUAGCCUGCUGUGAACUGGGUGGUACCAGUUGCUGACAGGGACAGAUAUGAUGAGAUCUUCAAGAAAACAGACGCUGAUAGUGACGGCCUUGUGACUGGAACCGAGGUUAUUGAGAUCUUCAUGCUGUCCACGCUCUCGCAAACCAUGCUGGCUCAAAUAUGGUGAGACUUCUGUGCUAUCACAACACACUUCUCAUAUGAAUAUUACCUUGGUCGAAUAAGCUGCAUCACACCGGGAAACAACCCAAACAAACAUGAACCGAUCUAUAUCACACAAUCUGGUUUUGUAUUUUCAAAACAAUCCCUUGCAGGAGUAGUGUUAUUGAAGCUUUUGUCUUUAGCUGAUAGCCAGAGUAGAGCUGAAUCAUAUAACCCGACAUGGUCAUAGAUAGUUUCACUACCUUAAACUCUGGCUCCAUCUAGUGAGUCAGAAAAUGAUGGCAAUGUGUGCCAUACUGAGGCAAUGGGGACUGGUCUGCAGAGAAAAUCCACCAUUCUUAAUUCAGGGUUCCUACUCAGUUGGAAUUUUCAUACUUUUCCAUACCGUACUUUUUAGACUUAUUUUUUGGAAAUCCCUAUUUUUCUAUUAGAGAGUAUUCAGUAUUUUAUAACUGUGUCAAUAUAGUCUGAUUACAUAAAUAUUUUUCCAUACUUUAUUUUUCAUUUACCAUACUUUUUAAGACCUGGAAAUUGAUCAAAUCACCUCCAUACUUUCCAUACUUGCAUAGGAACCCUGUUAAUUAUUGCUGCCACAUGUUUUGUUUUGCUUUUCAAAGCCAUACAAUACCUUGAUGAUGAUGAAUCUCUCCCUCUUCUUCAGGGGACUUGCUGACACCAAACAAACAGGCAAGCUGAACCGGGAGCAGUUCUCUCUAGCCAUGUAUCUGAUCCAGCAGAAGGCAACCAAAGGCAUCGACCCUCCCUCUAGUCUAACGCCUGACAUGAUUCCCCCAUCAGAAAGGACUACAGCUUCAGCAGCCGUUCCUGUGAGUUCUAACUUAACGCUUCUGUGACAUCUGUUUCAACGGGCUAAAGCUCUUAUUCCUGGAAUUCUUCCUAUGCUGGUUUUUCACUUGCAAUUGUUCUCAAUUUGAAAUCAAAGAGCCUGAUUUCCUCCUGCUGCCGUAUGAAAUUGAAAUGGUGAGAUUUGCUCUGUGACUCUUCCCCUCUUGCUCUGCAGAAACUGUCGUAUGCUUUGGCUUUUUUGAGCUUUCUCUCCUCCUUUCCAAGCAGAACUUUGUGGGGUUUAUGCCAGCUGUGAGACCUGAGCUUGCCUCUCUUGCUAAUGCACGCAGAGUGAGUAUUUGCUUUCUAUGCCACAAGGUGGCGCUGUUGUUCUGUCAUAGUCCUUUGUCUCUAUCUAAAGCUUUGCAUGAAUGUGUGAAAAGAAACAUUAUCAUUGUGUUAUUUGUCAGUUUCAUCAUUUAUCUUCUUCAGAAACAGAACAGGGAAUUUUUUAGAUUAUCUGUUUCUGUUCUGCUGCAUUUUUUUUUUGUUCAGAAAAUUUUGAUUUUGAUUGAACUGCCUGUUCAAAACUUUGAUAGUGUCAAAGGUAAAUACUGCCAUCUGCUGUUUCAUCAAUGCACUGACACAAAAGUCUCUCUCAAGCUCAGAGUAUUUAUAUCAGAUUUUGAUAUUGGAGUCAAACUUUUUAUGAUAAACAUUCAAAACAAGCCAAAAUGUCACAUUAAAAAAUACAGUCUGAAACAGUGGUGAAUCUAAUUAUGAUUGUAGUAAAUGCAACAUGAUGUGUAAACUCUUGCCCAGUUAAAAAGGUUUUGGUUAAUUUUUCUAACCUACAACAGUCUAGCCACCCUUACAAAUGAUCUCAUGUCCCCUGUUGGUCUCUGGACCCCAAGGUUGAGAACCACUGACAUAGAAAGUCAGAUCUUUAUUCCCAAACCUCUCUGCUCCAGUGGCUGCCUGUCUAGGACCAACAUAUUCCCAGAAUGGGGACCAGCUAUCUGAGAAUACUUUAAAUGUUGACUUGUGUGUCUGAUAUUUCAUAAGUAUUAUAGUGAUUUUCUUUCCCUCGCAGAGAAUGUGAUGACACACAGAAGUCUUUAGCAAAGGGCACUUUUUUAGUCAUGUUUCUGCCAACUCAGUCAAAAGACACAAAGGCUCCUUGUCCAGUUUAAUGAUAGUGAUGUGGUGUAAUCAAUUGAAUUUGGUUUUCCAGUAGUCAGCUAUGUAUUAACGAAUCCUUUCAUCCUGUUAAUAAGUGAAAUGUUAUCUGUAGACUUCCACGCAUGUAAGCAGGUCGUUUUCCAAUUAGCAGGCAUGAAUUUAGGUUUACCCUUAUCAUACGCAGGAAGUGCUCAGAUUAGAUGUAUGUGAAACACUUAGUUGUUCACAAAGGUCAGAUAUUAAGUUGUUAGAACCUCAUGUAUAAGGCAUACAGCAGUCAAAGAAGCCUCUUAACUUUUUAGGGAAUAUAAGAUAUGUUGUUAACAAGCCAAAGAUGUAUCGGGCAUUUGUAGAGGCAGGUUUCGGGAAUUUCAAAAUCCUUUAUUGAUCCAAGUUUUAAAGAGUACAAGUUUUUUAAAGAGUACAACAUAAAACAUGAUAGGUAAUAAUGAAACAGUGCAGGGAGAGGCAAAAAAGCCACAAUGGGCUUAUUUGAAGCCUCCACCUUUUAUAAUAGCCCAAUAUUAAUAUUACAUUUUAAUGUACAAAAGCACAAGAUAGCAUGAAAAAAUUCAUAAAAGUAAUAGUGACUGACAUCAAUAAUAUAGAAAACAAAAAACAAAAUUCAGCACAACCCUUAAAAUCAAGGUGCAGCUUUUCUUUCUGUAUAAGAAGGCAAAGUGUACUAAAAAUCAAAGGCACAGUUAAGUUACUUUAGGUUAUCUUGGACAACAAAGUUUUUUUGUGUGUGUGAAUGCGCAGAGUUAAGUCAUGGAUAAGUAACUCAAUUAAGUAACAGCUUUUAAGAACUCACACACUUUUGUAACUCUUACAAAAGCGCCAUAGUUAGAAACACAUUUCGUAGCUCUCUGUCAUAAUUCUCUUGUAAAGGUUGAACAAGAAACCUUAUAUCUUUUUUCCCCUUCAAUCUUUUCAAGGUUGCAUAUCUUUGCACGGUUCUUUUAGUGACUGUAAAGAUGAGGAUUAUAAGAUACCAUGUUUAUUUUAGCUCAAUAAAGCAGUUUUUCAGUCAUACUUUUCUGUGUUUGCGAGAGGUGAGAGGUGUUUGCGUCCCCUUCCUGUGUCUUUUGUGUUGCUGGACGUGUCAGCAGGAGCUCCUCUUGUACCGUCCAAGUCUCCUCUGCCCUCAUGCUUUCCCAUUUUUUACUCCUCUCUCCACAUUCCCCAUCCUGCCUGCCUUUCCCACUGUUGUUGUCUCUAUCCUCAAGUUACUUGAUUCAUCAUGUAUUUUCUUACCCCGCUCCUCUCCUCUCUCCCCCCUCUCUGUCUCUCGCCUCAGGACAGCACCAGCUCGACGGGGUCGGCAGAGCUGACAGGCAUCAAAGAGCUCGAUGACCUCAGCCAGGAAAUAGCUCAGCUGCAGAGGUGAGCCCCUGAACUCUGAGUAGCAGGAGGACAGCUUUGUUUCUCUUCCUCCCCUUGAGAGAGCAGGAGAGGUUACAGUCAGAGGAUGUUCAGGAUCAAAGUUCUCGAAAACUAUUAGAUAUGUUUCUUCUAAAUAAUUUGAGCCUUUAUUUGACCAGGUGCUUUUAUUAGAAUUUAUUUUCUCAGAGGAAAUGAACAAAUUAAACAGUGAAGGAUCUGGAGAACUGAUAUUUGUCAAGGCUGCAUAUUCUAAGAAAGGUCAUGGAAAGACUACUGAUCAAUUGUUGCAACAGAUGCCCCAUUUUAACUGCUUCCUAGUGUUUAUUCUUUUGGAAAUCCCUCUGUCUUAAUGUUAUUCCAAAGCAGUAUAAGACAGCCAUGAAUCUUUUGCCCACGCUUGCUCAAGUUUUCCACAUCAGGACAGUUUAUGCUUAGCAUAAUGCCCGUAAAGUAGAGAAUGUCUUUAUUGCAACUUACUAAUGUUUUGACCACUCAUGGCAUUGUUUUGCGGGGAACCCCAGUCUGUUUGUAUCAGACAUGCGAAUUAUCAAACAAUAUUUCUUAUUUUGAUAAGAGAAGGUUUUGUCUUAUCAAGUUUAACAUAACCCCUAACUUUUUUUUUCUUCUUCUUCUGCAUAGAGAGAAGUUCAUACUGGAGCAAGAGAUCAGGGAAAAAGAGGAAGCCAUCAGACACCAAAAUAGUGAAGUUCAGGUAAGGCUGGCCAUCUUGAAACAAGCUCCAGGUUUAUGUUGUAGAUUUUCAGACAGAAAUUGCGGUUAUACUUUAAAGAGAUAUUUCAAAAAAGUGAGGUUAUGAGGUACAACAGAGAUUUAAAAAACAUCUGCAUCCCCAUUCAGACACUUUUCUGAAGUUUGCGACAAGCAAGAACUACGAUUGUUUUAAACCUGACAGCAGUGAGCCAUGUUCGCUGUGUUUUUUUUUGGUAUUCUUUUUAAGUACAAUACUCUGUCAACAGCUCUCUAACAAUACUGCAAAUGAUUCUGUGAUCUUAUGAUGUGGUUCUAAUGAGCGUUUCGUUUCUGCAUGUCUUCCUAACAUCUAACUAACAGACUCAGUAGCUUUACCCUGAGGGGGUUUCUUUUAAACUGUGUAAUAGGGCUGGGUGAUAUGGCCUCAAAUCAGUAUUACAAUAUAUUAAGCAGCUCACCUCGAUAACGAUAAAUAGACGAUAACUACUCCACAAGCUGCUCACCCCCUCCCACAUUAACUUCGUCUACUUCAGCCGCUCCAACUUUUGAACCGUCCACCAUCUCCUCACCUGUCUUUCCCUCUUUGUUACGGAUUGGAUGGGGUGGAGUCACGUCUCUGACGUAGGACGGCGUCUUAAAGGGACAUGAGACCAUAGCCUACCUACACACAUAAAAUCAACUUUUAUUUAUUCAUCUUUUUACACUGAAUAUACACAUGUGGGCAAAAUGACGUUGGUUAUUGAGUUUCGGUAUCUGUAAAUUUUUGGUUUAUCGCCCAGCCCUACUGUGUAAUAUAGAUGUGGUUAAUUAUUUCUCUCUCUCUCUCUCUCUCUCUCUCUCUCUCUUUCUUACUGGGUUGCUGUGUUUCUGUCAAAAAAGACUUCCUCAUAGUUACAGGAAUUAAUCACAGUCUGAAAUAUUACUGAGGCUAUCUUUUUUUUUUUCCUGUGACAGUUUCACAGUUUACAACAUGACUGCUUAUUCAUGACGCACCAUGCAGUAGUCUGUUGUGUUUGAGUAAUACUGAAACAGAUGUUUGUAGAUUGAUUAAUGUUAUGUACAGGUGCACAAUUAAAGUGGGCUGAGACUGUAUGCUUUAUGUUAUUUACAAUAUGCUGUACAUCCUGUGUUUUGGGUGCUUUUUCUCUCUGAUGCCCAUCACAUGCUUGAUGCUAUUUUUGGAUCAAAGUGGCUUUAGAGUUAACUAAUAGAUUAGGAUGAUAACUGAGUUACUGUAUCAAAGGAACACCUCUGUAUUUGUAUGUGUGUGCGUGUGUGACCCUCAGGACAUGCAGAACGGCUUGGACAGGGAGAGCAGCAGCCUGCAGGACCUGGAGUCGCAGAAACAGGCCGCGCAGGAACGUCUGGAGGAGAUGGACCAACAGCGCUCGAAGCUGGAGGGAAUGCUCAACGACGUCAAGCAAAAGUGCCAGGAAGAGUCACAGCUGGUUUGAGACUUUGCUCAUUUGUAACAUACAAACAUGUUAAAACAACAAGUAAAGCUGCAGUGUUUGUAUUGGGCUUCUGGGGGGCAAAAACGCUCAACCUUUCUGUGCAGAGAAGCUCAUUCUUUCACAUGUUUUUCAGAUUUAUAUCAGAGAUUACUUAGGGUCCAAAAAAAAUAGCACAUACAAGUUUCUUUUGUGCACUUAUUACUUUUUAAUAUGUGUUUUUAGGUAGAUUACUUUAAUGCAAAAUGAGGAAGUGUCAUUUUUAAAGUAUAAAGAAGAUCAUCCUCUUACUGUGAUAUUAAGCUUUGGAGUUUUCUUGCACUUUUCAUUUGACCUCAUCACAAACCAAAGACUACAAAAAGAAAAAACUGUUAUCAAACAUAGUUUUAAACCAACAAAUUCAAAAUAUUUUUCUUCUUGUACCCCCAAGAUCUCAUCCCUGCAGAGCCAGAUCCGCUCUCAGGAGACCGACCUUCGAAGCCAGGAGGACGAACUGGGUCGCACUAAGAUAGACCUGAGCAGGCUGCAGGAGGAGGAGGCCCAGCUGGAGCAGAGCCUGCUCACUGGUCGUGUGCAGCUGGACAGUAUCAUCAAGUCGCUCAAAACCACUCAGGAGGAGAUCAACCAGGUCAGGCAGUAGGGAUGGAUGUCAUCUGGAUCUCCGAUCAGCUCAGUUUUUGUGCACCAUAAAGUUUUAGAGUUCGAAGGGUUUUUUGAGUUAAUGAAAAAGCAGCCUUGGUUAUCCAGAAAUAACAAUGCAGACUCUCCUGUGGAAGCAGUUCAGUUUCACUUUGACUUUUGUUUGGUUUAAGUUUAGCAUUCUCUGAAGAGCACUUCUUCAAAGCAGGCUGAAGUGAAACUGUCACAUCAAGGUUUAUUUUAUUUAUUCAACUUGACCACUAACCACCAAUGACACAAUCUGCAGAUCUAAACCCACCACAAACAUCUGCAAAAUAAAUCAGGGUUCAGGUACUAGUGCAGUCCCAAGUGUUUUAAGUGUUUUGACUCAAAGUUAACAGAAAUCAGAUUCUACUGAUUCACUUGAUUCAAUUACAUUUCUGUGUCCUCAGGCCCGCGGCAAACUGUCAAUGAUCCAGGACAACCAAAAAGAGGUGACCAAGACCAUUGAGCAGUACAACAGUGCUCUGAGCGACAUCAACGGAGGAAACCUCAGCAACCUGCCCGACCUAAGUGAAGGGUUCGCUGAGAAGCAGAAUGGAGGUUUCAGAAGUGCGGUGAGAAGAUCAUAAAUACGGUUUAUCUUCAUUUCCAAAUUGAGAAUCUUCUCCUGUUGCCAUACAUUUAAUAAUCCUAAUUGAGAAAAGUAGAAUAAAGAAUCUCAAUAGGAGCACUUUCAUAUCACCCAGUUCUUUGAGUUUUAUCAUGAGGAAACUUACACAGAAAUGUUUUUAUCUUGUUGGUUCUAUUAUUCAGGACAACUCUUUUAAGUCAAAGAUAGCUAUGUUCAACAACAGCGGUGCAAAGGAGACUCCGGUAGACCCCUUCCAGACAGAGGACCCUUUCAAAACGGACCCUUUCAAAGGUUUGGAAGAUAUCUUUGUAUUCUUAACUCAUUUUAAACUCAUUUUAAGAUGAAAAACCUAAACCAGUUAAAUGAUUGGAAACUGUUCCUCGUAUUCAUGCUUUGGAAAAAUAAAAUAAAGUUCAGAUUAUUUUUGAAGUCUGAAGAUGAUCUUGAACUCUAUUUCUUCCCGACCAUGACAGUAACUCCGUUCUCACUGUUGUUUCCUUUUUCCAGAUCCAUUCGGAGAUCCUUUCAAAGAGAGCGAUCCCUUCAAAGGCACCACAUCUGAUGACUUUUUUAAGAAUACAGACAAGCCAAACCUGUUUGGAUCCUCAGAUCCAUUUGGUAGAAAACCCACACCGCCAGUAAAGGUAUCAUGUCCUUCUGAAUCACUCCUGAUGUUUGAUGCAAGUGCUGACGGUGGUUCCUUUUGUGUGCACUAUUGUGUUUUGUCAAAGGUUCAAAAUAAUUUCUCCUGUUAUUCGGCUGAUAGAUUGCGAAAGCUGUGGGUGCUGACGUAGUUUGACUUUUGUUGUCAACUACAAAAGAAGAGUUUUGGCAGUUACGCUGACAUGAACAUUGUGUGUAUAUUUAACAAGAUCUUUUGAAAAACUCCCCCGCUGUUCUUGUGCUUUUUUUUCAGCCAAAUUCCUUCAACAGUGGCGACCGUUUCUCAUCCAACAGCCCAAAACCAAAGGACUCAGGUAUGUGGCUUAGUCAUACUAUCCUAGGCUUCCAGUAGGUAUAGAGUGAAUAGACAUAAAAAAUUAGUAAAUAUAAAGUAAAAAUAAAUACCAGCCAUGUUUCUGUUCCCUUCAAAUCAUCUCACAAAUAGUCACACAUGCUCUCCACAUCAAAAAAAAAACCAUGAGACUGAGAUGUAAAGAUUUUACUUAUUUGUAGUCAUUUUGCAGACCUAGUUUGUACAAGGCCGAUUCUACAAGAGUUGAUGCUAUAAAAUGUAUAAAAACAGUUUCUGACAACUUGUUUAUCACUGUAUUCAUGUACUUUUAAUAACACUCUUUACACAUUUGGAAACCAAACCACUUGGCCUCUUCUUGCUGUUUCACACAACGUCUUAUCAGAAAUCGGCAUUGUCAGAAUGGCAGCAUAUGUUGCUCCAAAACCUGUAAGGAUUGUUCAUCAUUGUUUCCCAAACUAGCCAUGUUUGCCCUGUUACCGUCAGGGAUGCUGGCUGUGCCGAUAACCAGCCUGAUGAUACCUCUCCUCUUUUAAAGCAAAGAUAUCCCAAAUGAAUGUCAGAUUUUAAUUCGUCAGACCACAGGGCACUUCCAUUUUACGCUCGUCCAUCAGCAUUUCUGUGAAAACUUCAGCCGCCGCUCCAGCCGCUACAACUUUUGAACCGUCCUCCAUCUCCUCACCUGUCUUUCCCUCUUUGUUACGGACUGGAUGGGGUGGAGUUAUGUCUCUGACAUAGGCCAGCGUCUUAAAGGGACAUGAGACCAUAGCCUACCUACACACAUCCAAAACCAACUUUUAUUUAUUCAUUUAUUUGACACAGAAUAUACCGAUGUGGGCAAAAUGACGUUGGUUAUUGUCGUAAAUUUAGGUAUCUGUAAAUUUUCAGUUUAUCGCCCAGCCCUACCAUAGAUCACAUCCUCCCAGUGUCCUUGUCACAGUGGUUUCUCAGAUUUUCAGUCUUUUAUGAUGUUAUCCAUACCAUACUGUUGAUGAUGAAACUCUUUAAGAAUCUCCUUUGGUGAAAUACGGGGCCACAGUUGUGGACUAAACUAUACAUUGAGUUCUCUCCCUGUGACUUUGACAAAUAAAAGCUUAAGUGCAUACUCAUCGCUGAACCAAAUAUGUGCAGAUUUUCCAUGCAGAUUUCCCACAGGGUGACUCUAUUAACGGCCACGUGAAUGUAAAAGGGGAUUGUUCCCUCAGUGAAACGUCUCAAAGAGUCAUUCUAUGCCAUUCUGGGUGACGUGUCCGAUUUAGAUUUUGUUUUUUGGGGCAUUGGGAGCAAACAAUUUUUACUCACUGCGGUUUCAGUUUUUCCUGUGGUUUCUGGCUAUUUUUAGUCCAGGACCUACGCAUUUAACUGCUGGCAAACUAAAAAUACUCCCCCCUACCCUGGAAAAACAGGAGGCCUGCCGGAGCCAAACAUAACAGAAAGUUUUUGACUGUUGGUGCUGCUCUACUAGAAUACACUGCCACUUCUUUAAAGCAGUCUUACUCUGCCUGCUGCCUCUGUCCUGUCUUUAUAUCUGCUGCGAUUGAAACGCUCUGCCUCAUUCGCUACGGAAGUUGUUUUAAGUUAGUGGCUACUUCUGGUCGAUGCUCUGCCGUGCUACACACCUUCAGAGGAACACAGAGCCAACUGUAGCCCUGAGCUGAGUUACUGUGCGUAAAAAGAAAACACUACGUACUUCACAUGAAUGGGGUCUCUUGUGGUCGCACACUCACAACAAACAUAUUCUAUUACAAUGUUUUGUUUUUUCACUGUAACCAUCUGCACUUAGGCCAUUUUUUUUCAUUAAGCGGCAUACCAAGCCAGCUUCAAAACAACCCGGGCACAGUUCUGGUUAACAGUAUGCCGACUGACGCCUUUAAUUAGCUGAUCACAUGCAUAGGUCAGGUCAAACAAAACCUCUUCUUUCCAGGUUUUUUGCGAAAUGUCACGGAAAAUUAAACGGUCAUGCCACAUUCCCCUCCCUAAAAAUAGCGCGCAGGCUCUUUCAGAAUAAGCAAGAUGCAGAGAUGUUGUUGAACGUGUGGUUUCGGGGCUGGACUUUAUUAUAGUUUCUGGCCUUUUCCAUAAUCUCACUCAAAUGUUCCUAAUGUAGUUCAAUGUACUCUGGUUGCAGAUGUGUUUGGGACAGCGGACCCCUUUGGUAGCAACUCUUUUGGAAACAGAGGAGGUGGAUUUGCUGACUUUAGUCAGAUGUCAAAGGUAAACUCUGGAGACUCUUAGAGUUAUGAAUCAGUUGUACCAUAAAGCAUCAUUUUCCACUUAAGCUGUAGAGAGCCUUGUUGUUAUUUUUACUGUCAUGAGUGAUUUCUUACUUCUCUGCCGCUCGUUUCCCCUUUAUGAAAACAAUCUCCUUGGUAUGAAGCCAACGCCUUCAGCUUUUGGCUCACUUUUCCGUUGCAGUCAUCAUUUUGUGAUAGUUGAAGGACUUAUUUUUUUGCCUUCUCCCUUGUGCGUGAACAGAAGUCAGACAACCCUGUGCUCCAAUCAAAGAAAAAUGUGCCUAAUCGGCCUGCACCUCCCUACGGUAAGCCCCGAUGUGUGUGUUUGUGUGUGUGUGCAUGUGUGUGUGUGUGAACAUGAAUGAGCUUGCAGUUGUACCUGACAUCAUCGAUUUAGUUUUUUUAAUUUAACAUCUUUUGUCUGUUUAGUUUGGUUGCAAUUCAUACUGUUGCCAUGCCAGUGUUUUUUUAGUUUCAUGUUAAAUACGCUUACAUAGUUGCAACCUGCCACGUGAACGUGGUAGCAGGGUUGUGAACAACUGUCUUCCUUAUUAAAAGGCUUUUUUGUGCCAUGAUGGUAAGCAGAAAAAAAACUACUUCCCCGUUGAGAAGAAAGGGUGAGAGAGGAUUCAUUCUCAUUUGAAGUUGUAAACAGGAAAGCGGUUGGUAGAGGUGAGGUUGCGCUGUGGGUUCACUCGGUGACGUGACCCUCACUAAUGUCACAGAGUUGAAAUAGAGUUAGAGCAGCGUUUGGUUCAACCUGUGAAACGGUAUGAUGAUGGUUUCGAAAGCGACUCUUCCCUGCCUUGGGAGAGCUCAGCUUUCAUGCUCAUCUUGUUUUGUUUUUUUCUGUGUGUGGGAGCGCACGUUCACACAGUCAACCACUACCCACAGGCCGUGCCCAACACGUGCCCUUCCGCUGUGACCUUGCACUUAUUCUUUUAAGCAGAAGCCACAGCGUGAGAAAGUUGGUGUUCCUCUUUGCUUUACUGCAACAGAGGAGGGUAGAGAUAAGUGACCGCAUUUAGCCAGCUAGCAAGCACCAAGAGAUGUGCAUCUUAUGUGAUAAGGAAGUGAAAAGCCCUCUGUGAAAGUCACGGGCAGCUCUCUGAACGUGUGCAUCACAGGGACUAUUUGACAGCUAUUUUGGUCCAGUUAGAAGGUGACAUUGAGCUGUUUGCUAAUAGUUGUGUUAUUGAAUUUUUUUUUUUUUUUUAAAGUGUGAUCAACAGUAGUUAACUUUAGAGCCAUUGCUGCUGUUCUUACUGAUAGUUUUGCCUUCUUUAACUUGCAACUGCAGCCAGUGUUGCACAAAGUUUGAUGGAAACAUUAAAUAUGAUACCAUGACAAGAAGAAGAAGAAGAGUUAAAAGCUUACUGUAUGCAUGGGUGUGGCUGUCCUCUAUAGUUCUGUUUCCAUAAAAAGCCUCACUUUGCUUGUAAGGCUUCAUUGCAUCAGUGAGCCUUACUAAAAAAAUGUGGUUAACACCUUUUUUUUAAAUCAAUAUCUCUUUCCCCUUGAGGACGGCUCUGCACACCUUCAGCUUGAAGCUGCUGGCUUCCUGUGAAAAUUAAGCCACACAAUAUCAUACACAGUAGCUUUUCUUAAGUGUGAACUUAUUUUCCCAAGAGGCUAUCAGCCGUUGGCAUCUAAAGAAGAAUGAUCUUUUCGCACAGACUGUAUGUAAAUGUCUUCCUUUUCCAGUAGGUAUGCUCAGUUUGGCCACGUCAGAGCCGUCCCCGAGCGUUCCCUGUACGGGCUCGUUUGUUACAGCUCAGUCGAGUAGCGCUCCCAAAGACUGUCCUGUGGGUUUUGCCGAAUUCGGCCCCGUAAGUGUAGUCGGCUUAUGGUUUUCUGCUGGUAUUGUUUUUUGUCUGCAUGUGCCGCUGAUCUUAUGAUCUCACUCUUAAGAUAGUAGCGCUGCAGGCUCCAAGAGUGACAGCUGCCUGUCACCGGCCCUCUCUCUGUCAUCUUCCCCUCACACAGCAAGCGAUCACAGGACCGUCGUGCUUACUGGCUGUUGACUAACACCCGACAGAACACCUGAGAGCUUUUUUAAAGGCUUGGCAAAGACGGAAGUCGAACGUUUACAUGACUGACUUUGACAUCCCUCAAACUUGUGUCUGUCUGUCUGGUAAAGGGGCUCUUGCAUGCUUCUUGUUCUCUUUGGCUUUUUGAAAGGGAGACAGGAUUUAUAAACUCUUAAUCAGUCAGUUAGUGAACUUGCCCGGUCAGGUAGCACUCGAGGAGCAUUUCUCAAGGCUUGGAAGUACAAGUUAAAGGCUUAUUUGCUGUCAAAGCAUGACAUGCCUGGAAGCAGAGCACAACAGAGUAAAUCUUCUGCUUUGUCCCACAUCUUCCGCUUCUUUGCCUCCGUGUGUAACCAGAGUUUGGAGAGAUGAUGCAUGGCAGCUUUUUGUGUCUGGUUUGUAUUCAUUUGACAUGACAUGUAUUUAUGUUCUCCCUCAUACCAGCAUGAGAGUUGUGAAAGGGAUUUGUGGGUUCCUUUUAUAUCGAGCUGUGUAUUGUAAUUUUUUGUUUUUCUGCCAGGAUCUGAAUUUGACGAGGUAAGUCUGUACAAAGGGUGUGGUGGUCAGUCCUUUGCAUGUGAGAAAACCUGUCCGCACUGCGUGAUCUGAGUACGCUGAUUCAGAAGCAUGAAUACUUAAGUCGUCACUCACGGUGAUCCACGUGAUGAAUGUUUAUGGGUAAUGCGCCAGCAGUAAUUCGUGCCACUAGAAUAUAGCUAUAAAUAUUUUUUGUAGAGCUUUCUGUGUUGCUUUUUUCUGCUUUUUUGUGUCAUCCAAGCAAAAUCCAAACAUCAAUAUUAUUGCAUUUAUGUGUCUCAGUAGAGUGCCUUAUAAAUCAGAUCCUUUCAAUUAUGUUUGAUGUAUAUUUUGAUCUUUCACCCAAGGAAAAAACAUGAUUUCAAAAUUUGCACCCACUAUUACUUCUUCUAAAUCUUGCCUACACUGAGCGACAUCUCUCUGAUUGAGUUGACUUUGUAUCGCUGUGUCUAUAUAUCUGAUGGGUGUUUCUCUGCUAUAGUUUGGAAAUGAGAGCCAGCAGCUGGAGUGGGCCAAGCGGGAGAGUGAGCGUGAGGAGCAGGAGAGGCUGAGGAAGCUGCGGCUCCAGGAACAGCAGGACCUGGAGCUGGCCAUCGCUCUCAGCAGGGCCGACAUGCCCAGCUCCUGACCAGGCAUGCCUACACUACAGAUUUUAGUCUCCUCCUCUCUGCCUUACAGUCCCCCCUGUCCUCAGGCUCAUGACAACAGCACCAACACUGGCCUACUGUGACAGACAGCCCUCUGUGACCAGUUUAUGCAAGAGAACAGUGUUUCUCCAGCCACCAAUGGACUCUAGUCCAACAACUCCACACUUAUCACACAGUCGAGGUUCAUCUCUCCCAAACUACACGGCCACCAUAAUCAGGGAUGAGAAGAACAAACUUGGUUUUAACCUGCAAAAACACAGCCUUUUGUCAACUCCACUAUAAUCUCUAUCUAACUUCAUAUCUUACAUCUAAUUACCCUGAAAUAUAAAACCACCAUUGUGUUACAAAGAGUAACCUUUUAAGAAUAUUUUACCCUCUUAUUUAUACGAAAAGCAACAAAUCUGUUGCGUGAGAAGUACCUGUAAAUGACAUGUAUAAUGACUGUUUUAUAUAACCUUUAACCUUUCAGAAAAAUCCUCCCAUGUUGACUUUAGAUGCUAACUCUUUGGUUGGCCUUUGAUCGAGUUGGCCCUGUUUCUAAUGUUUUGUUUUAAGGGAACCUCUACAUGUACUGUAAAUACUGAUAGACGGUGAUUUUACGUACGAGCAUUAGGAAAGUCUAAUCAGACUUUUUGAAGUCUUAAAGGACCAGAGUUUAGUGAUCAGAUGAUCAGUGGUAUGAUAGAAUUGUUUUUAUUUCUAAUGCGUCUCAACUGUUUCAGCCAUUUAUGCCUGCUAAUUUGAAUAUUUAUGGCCUCAAAGUAAAUGAAGUGAAAAACACUGAAGCAUAAUCAAACCCUCUAGACUAGAGGGACUCGUGUUUAUAAAACUGAAAGAAUGUUGUUUUUGAACACCCUAUGAAGAAUUGUUGAAUUUUGACCCCUUACUCAGCUUCCGCCUAAUAGAAUUCAGUCGUAUUAUAUCUGCAGAUGCUAUCGAUAAUCAGUGAGGUCUUUAUUAUGAAGCAAGCUCAGCCCAUCUGCAGGGCCGUUGCAUCAUCCCUCAGAUGUCAACAGCUUGUCUCUGUCAAGUGGAUUAUUAUUGGUUGCCUUGUAACGCCCAACAACAUCCUGCACUCCCAUACAACUGAAAGCCUCUAUAAAAUGGAGUUAGUGUAAACUUGUGUUGUUUAUGCUGGUGCUGUUACACUUCGUCACUCUACCACUGAUGUACAGUGAAGGCUGCCUCUAACUUCUUUUUGCCAGUCUUGUUUCAGCUUUCGAAACCAACCAAAUGGAUCUCUUUUUCUUUUCCUGGUGGAUUUCUUUCUGGUUGUUGAGGUCUAAUGAUGGAGUCGGAGUGCAUUUCCUUAAAAUGCCUUAAAAUCUCGCAUCUUUGUAACCAUGAAACACUAAUCAGGUUCAUUUGGCACAUAAUGUACGCACUUGUAUAUUCCAGAUUAGACUUGGUAUGUACAGAGUGACAGCGCCUUAUUUAUCUACAUAUCAGCUUUGUAACAUGUAAUAUUGCACAGUAUGUAUAAGAUAUUAAAAAAAUCUCAGCUUUGAGGUGCUCCGAACUGUUAAAACUUUUAAUUAAAUAAAAGUGAUUUUUAAAACUCCCAGAACAAGGUAAGUUUUGUUUUUUAGUUUUUGGGAUAGAACAGUUUUUUCAAAUAUGUGAUUUUUGAGGCAAACCACAGCCCAGAUGUAGUAAAACUUUGUUUCAGACUCUUUUUUUAGCCUUUGUGUGACACUUAACCGUACAGUAAAGACUAGGUUUGACGAAUUGUUUAUAUUUUUUAUUUCUAUAUUAAUACUGGAACAAAAAAGGUGAAAUGAGAGUGAUAUAUUUGCAUCAACCCUUUCAGAUAUUUUUAUCUUGCAUGUACUUCCCCUUUUUUAAAAAUAUGUUGAUAUGUUCUAGUAAAGUGUUGACACAUCUAUGUCACACACAGCAUGAACAGCUCGCUUUUACUGGUUUCUUUUAGAUGUGGAAUUACUGUCAGGCUGUGUGUCACCAUGUUGUGUCACACAGAAAGAGCGAAGUCAUGUCCAUCAUGGACCAAGUACUUCAAGUAAAAAUGUUGAAUAUUUAUCUGUUCUCUAAAAUGGCAUCUGGCUCUGCUACAUGGACAGACUUUGAUGCGGGGAAACAAAUGCUCAGUGACACCACGCAGACAUAUAAUGCAUGGACUGAGAUACUUUGAAACUGCAGAGCAGAGUGACUCUGUGUAAUUGUAGUAUUAAGGCCCUUUGAUGUCCUACUAUAAUUUCUACCCAUCAGAAAGGGAGUCUAAGGGCUCCCUGAUGAGGGUUUUUGCUGUGCCCCUCUGUCCAGACGGC